Messenger RNA from Maniola jurtina (meadow brown), 4444 nucleotides. It is a transcript of the gene Nox, whose product is annotated as NADPH oxidase 5. The record is from RefSeq and is a predicted model, not a curated record. The transcript is spliced from 20 exons. Gene Ontology annotation, molecular function: superoxide-generating NAD(P)H oxidase activity; calcium ion binding. Gene Ontology annotation, biological process: defense response; superoxide anion generation. NCBI's taxonomy places the organism in Eukaryota, Metazoa, Arthropoda, Insecta, Lepidoptera, Nymphalidae. The coding region runs from base 49 to 3417 and encodes 1122 amino acids. Gene Ontology annotation, cellular component: NADPH oxidase complex; plasma membrane.
CUAUUAAGGAAAAUGUUAGUAAACUAGGUAAAAUUUAUACCUAUCAAGAUGUCUACUGAAAAACUAAAUGGCCACAUUAAUGACAAUAUUAAAAUUAGCAUCGAAACCGAUCCCUCGCCUAACGGAACAAGUGACAGUGAAAUUAAAACGAUGGACGAUAGAAGUGAUAAAAUUGGACUAAAAAUGGCUGACGCUAAAAGUGAUAAUCCUACAGACUUACUAGGUGUACCCAGGAAUGGACAUCGUAUGUCGUUUAUGGAAGAAGAGAGCGUAAAAGAAAGAAUGAGACUAUCUCUUUUGAAGCAGUGUUCGGCCAUUUUGAAACAAGGAGACCAGAGGUACACCAAAGAGACAUUGCAUCGCACUUUUCAAGAUGAGGAUCUAUUGGAAAGAAUAUUCAGACUAUUCGACGUGGAAAGACAAGACCAACUAGUGCAGGAAGAUUGGUACGAAUUUCUGAAACAGAGGUUAACAGAAGAUAAACAACUAGACUUCGUGGAGCAAGUAGAAAGCGUAGCGUACGUGCUUUGCGGAGAUGGAGUGAUCACACUUGACACGUUUCAGCACAUCUUGAAAAACAAAGUGGUUACUAACAAACUUUUGCGCGUAGUGGACACUGACGGCGACGGGUGCGCAACAGCGGAUGAAAUUAUGGAGUUCCUCUCCACACUUUCUAGCUCAAGACCACGAAUGGGCAUCGACAAACCAAGCGUAGAUCGCCUAGAACAGCUCUUCAGACAGACUGUAGGUGAUCAGAAAGAGAUAACAAGGGAGCAAUUUCAAAAAAUCGUUGUCUCUAAAAAUCCAUUUUUCACUGAACGAGUGUUUCAAAUCUUCGAUGAAGAUAACUCUGGAACAAUAUCGCAUCACGAGUUCAUUGCAGCCGUGAACAGGUUUGGAAGACAAACCCCAGAAGACAAAAUUCGGUUUCUCUUCAAAGUUUAUGACUUGGACGGCGAUGGUCUAAUUCAACACCGUGAAUUGCAGCACGUGAUGCGUGCAUGCAUGGAAGAAAAUGGCAUGCAGUUUUCAGACGAACAGUUAUUGGAUCUAACCAGUGCGAUGUUUGAGGACGCUGACACGGAACAACGGGGUGCCAUUACUUACGAGGCUCUAAGAGACCAGUUGAAUAAGCACGGAGGGUUAUUGGAAAAUCUGUCUAUAAGCAUAGACCGAUGGUUGGUACCACCGAAUCCGAAACCAGAACCAAAAACUCUUCGAUACCGUCUAUUAAAAAUGAAGCCUUAUCAACUCUCUUUACCAUACUUCAAGAAUAACUAUGUCUAUCUUAGCUACCUAUUUGUCUUCUUCAUGGUGAAUUUAGGACUGUUUGUGGCGAGGAUUGUGGAGUAUCGAGAAUCGAAUAUCUUUGUUAUAUUUGCUAGAGCUUGUGGCCAAUGUCUAAACUUCAACUGCACCUGGGUACUCGUCCUCAUGCUUCGUCGCUGUAUUACUGCAUUACGCGAACGUGGAUUUGGUUCCGUUCUGCCGUUGGACUAUCACAUCUAUUUGCACAAGCUGACUGGUGUACUAAUUGUUCUUUUCAGUAUUUGGCACACGGCAAUGCAUUUGAGUAACUUCAGUCUUAUCGUAGUGAAUGAUCCAAUACUCAACGCAAACAAUUACACUGUGUUUGAAUGGGUGUGUACCACUCGACCGGGUUUGUUUGGCCUCUGCGCUGGGUGUGCCAACCCCACUGGUAUAGCGUUAUGUGUGGCACUGUUUGUACUCGGUGUGUCUUCUAGACCUGCGCUCAGAAAAGGAGGAUGUUUUGAGGUUUUCUAUUUUGUCCAUCUUCUCUACAUUCCCUUUUGGAUCCUGUUGAUUCUUCACGCGCCGAAUUUUUGGAAAUGGUUCAUUGUACCGGGCACUGUCUAUAUUAUAGAGCGUAUCCUGAGACUGGCUUGGAUGAGGUCAGAAAGCGGAAAAACCUAUAUAGCAUCAGGAAUAUUACUACCAUCCCGAGUGACACAUUUGGUGAUACGGCGACCACCACUGUUCGAGUUCCACGCUGGCGACUACGUGUUCGUUAACAUCCCUGCCAUUGCAAUCUACGAGUGGCAUCCUUUUACUAUCAGCAGUGCACCAGAUCAAGAAGAUUACAUUUGGCUUCACAUCAGAGGCGUGGGCGAGUGGACCAACCGCCUGUACGCCUACUUUGAAGAGGAACAAGAGCGACUGCAUGGCAACGAGGUUAUACACGAGAAGGUGACCCGCAGCGCUUCAGGUCAGAGCAACAAAAGUAAACGGAAGGGUUCCGCAGGCAGUGCGAAAAAACGCUCCGUCGACUUCUCUCCUGUGUCAUACACCAAUGAGGCCUUCACUAUUGACGAAGAAAUUGAUAAUGGAUUUACUGUCUUACCACCACCUUCUCGACUGCCUCGAUCUCCCUUUCUGUCUCCUCUGAAGUUUUUAGAGAAAUCUCGAUCAAUGCCUGACGUACGAAAUAACACCAAGAAGACACCAACGCUGAACGAUUACCACCGCUCGGAGUCCACGCGCAGCUUCUCCACGUAUGAAAUACGUCGAGCGCGCAAGCUUGCCGGCGCGAAUGCACAGACGCGCGCGCUCGCACACAGCUUCCGAUACAUGCGCACUAAGCCUACCAUCAUCGCCUGUAAACCGCCCAGCGAAGAGAGGAGGCGCUCCAACGAGAGUAUACUGAGCAUUGCAAGACGUCGCCUAUCAAAGAGCCUGUCUUCAGAGCGCGACGUGGAAGUAACGGACAAGCCUUGUAUCAAUAUUGAGUCUCCAUCCGAAUGCACCAGCAGCGACGUAUCAGAUCACUAUGCUGUGGGGAAGCCGUUAGAGAUAUUUCUGGAUGGUCCAUAUGGUGCAGCAUCUUCCCACAUCUUCAGAGCCCAACACGCUGCUCUCAUAGCCGCCGGCAUAGGAGUUACGCCCUUCGCGUCCAUCCUGCAGUCCAUAAUGUACCGCUAUUGGAGCAACAGAGCUACCUGUCCUAAGUGCAGCCACACGUUCGCCACUAAAUUACCACAGAACAGCAUGAGCUUAAGAAAGGUGGACUUCUUCUGGAUCAACCGCGAGCAACGUUCCUUCGAAUGGUUUGUGUCGCUCUUGUCACAGCUGGAGAUAGAGCAAGCAGAAGCCGGCGGCGAGAGGUUCCUUGAGAUGCACAUGUACAUCACCAGCGCUUUGCAGAGGAGCGAUAUGAAGGCGGUCGGGCUGCAACUUGCUCUCGAUUUGCUGCAUGAAAAAGAAAAGCGUGACCUAAUAACAGGGCUGAAGACGCGAACGAACGCCGGACGUCCGAACUGGGAUAAAGUAUUUCAACGUCUUCAGGAACAGAACAAGGGAAAAGUUACGGUGUUCUACUGCGGACCGCCACAACUAGCAAGGAUUCUACGAGUCAAAUGCGACCAGUUCGGAUUCAACUUUAGAAAGGAAGUAUUUUAAACCGGGACAGCCAAAGUGAUACCUGUUUGGAUGGAAUAAGGCAUCAAGAAACAUCUCGUGUUAUUAUUAAUUUAUUAAAAUGUGGUGCAUUUCACAGCGUGAGUUAGCAUGAGUGAUACACCGUGUAUAAAUAGACUCUCAAGUCACGAAUACCUAUCGUAAAUUAUUUAAUAGCUAAACCUGCGUGACGCUUAUCCGUGACUUAUAUAUGCCAUUUUACAAAAUGUUUUUUUUAUUAUUGCACGACGUUAGUUAGCGCCCGAGCGCAGUCCCGUGCUAAAGUCAUGCAAUACCACAUUUUCGAAUGGGCUCAGGUAAGUCAUGCCGUGAUAAAAUAAAAACAAUUUAAUACUUAUAACCUAAGUGACAUUAUAAAUAAAAUUUUAUUUGCGUAAGAAGUUAGGUAUUUCUCACAGUAUGAAGAGCAAUUUAAUUAGUAAUUUAUUUAAUAAUUAUGUAUUUUAAUUUAUUUAGUGCUUACUAGUUAUUAAAUAUAUAUAUAUAUAUAUAUAUUUCAAUAGUCCAUUAUUUACAGAACAUUUUGUGGAUAGUAGGAAUAAUCUAAGUGCCAAUAAUAAGUUAAUUUCUUUCUGUAAUUAAUUAGAUUUUAUUGUAUAAUAAUUUUACCAUGCAAAAUGCUGACCCUUUCUUUUUGACUCGCGUAUCGGCUAUUUAUAUUAUUAUUUCCUCAAAGAGAAAUUCUUAGAACAAUUCUUCAUGAAUUAUGACUUUUCUGUAUCUGCUAAUUUCUACACUAAAAGCCAGAUUCAACGUCUUUUCAAGACACGCUUAUUUCAUAAGAAAAUUUCAACUUUCUAUCAUGUGUUGGUUAAUGUAAGAUAAAUUAUUUACCAAGCAAUAUUGUAAUAUUAUUUAGUACUCACUAGAUCUAAAGUUAUUGUGAUCUUUUAUCUCAAAGUUACCUGCAAUGUGUUCGUAGCAUAAAGAAGUAUUUAUUUUUGAAUGUUUAUGUUGUUUGUUUAAUAAUGUCGAGAGUUUAUGAAAUAAACUGCGAUUGUUAUCUUUC